Molecule: messenger RNA, 1201 nt
Organism: Orussus abietinus
Lineage: Eukaryota; Metazoa; Arthropoda; Insecta; Hymenoptera; Orussidae
Gene: NP15.6
Product: NADH dehydrogenase [ubiquinone] 1 beta subcomplex subunit 11, mitochondrial
Exons: 1
Coding region: 87-521 (144 amino acids)
Source: RefSeq, a predicted model, not a curated record
CAACACUGGCCCGUCCCCUAGUCUCUAAUUUCAUAACCUUUGCAGCAGUUUGUUGUAGAAGGUGAACCUCUAAUCUUUAGAAAAGAAUGGCAGCUCUUUUGGCUCGAUUGCGGAAUUCGUGUAUUUUUAAAGGAGGUUCAAGCAUCAUUCGUUAUGAGACAAAGGAACGUCAUCCUCUUAGUACCUCUCUUCGUAAGGUUGGAAGCUCAUCAGAGUCAACUUCGACGGAAAAGAAAAGUUGGGUGAGCUAUGGCUUCAAUCGCAAGGAUGAAUUCGCUGAUCGUGUGGGCAUGCACAUGACAUUCUUUUGUGCGAUAACGAUGGUUUUCAUCGUCGGAGGGACGAUAAUCGCCUAUUGGCCGGAUCCAAAAUUACGUGACUGGGCGAUCAGAGAAGCGCAUUUACAACUUCGUCGGAGAGAGGAACUUGGUUUGCCACUGAUCGAUGCCAAUUUGGUGGACCCUUCCAAAUUUGAACUGCCAACUGACGAAGAGCUGGGUGAUAUUGAGAUAAUCAUAUAAAUUUGUAAUCCUGAAGUCACGCAAUCAGCUGGUAGUAGUAAUGUAUUUCUUAUGUUCAAAGUACUGCAGUGAUAAAGAUGAACUACUACAUGUGCAUUAUGUACUGUUAUAAAAAAACAUUUAUAAAUAUGUUUUCAACUUAAAUGUAAGUCAUCUUAUUCAUAUUAUAUGACUCCAGUAACAUUCUUUUGUAUAAACAAGUCAAACAUUUAAUUGGUGUCGUUUAUUAAAUUGUCCAAAGAAUUAUUGUUGGUUUUGCUGUUUUUAAAUAAAGAAGUUUUUCUUCUGUGUCUGUUAUAUAUUAUUUUAAAGUACAGAUAUUGUGAUACAUGUAGGAUUUUAUUAUCUUAUAAGAAUACAAGGAGAUUAAUAUAAAUUAAAUGGUGAAAUAAACAGAGAUAACGGUGCCACGGCUUGUCUGUUUCUCUGUAUCUGUACACAUUGUUUUGUUGAUUGCCCCAGGCAAUGCAUUUCAGGAAAGACAUCCACAAAAGUGUUACUGGGUGUCUACCAAUUCCUACAUUCAGCCAUUCUUGUGUUUUCAUUCUCGAAGACUUUUCAGGAUAUAUCUUUACAUAAUCGGUGACCAUCGUCGUAAUUUUAGAACCUUUACUCUCCGUUACUGUAAUAACUUUGUAUCUACUGUUAUCUUGAAUACACGAUAUUCGAUAUGGUCCUAA